Planococcus citri (citrus mealybug) is the source of this 4050-nucleotide messenger RNA. RefSeq lists its product as uncharacterized. Bases 447 to 1511 code for a protein of 354 amino acids. Lineage: Eukaryota; Metazoa; Arthropoda; Insecta; Hemiptera; Pseudococcidae. The record is from RefSeq and is a predicted model, not a curated record. The transcript has 6 exons.
GUUCUGCGAGUCUAAUUGUGAUCUUUCGAAACACAUGGAUGCUAGUUUGCUGGGUAUUGAUGAGAAAUAAAGGCUUAGGUUGAAAUUUUUCACUGACAGUGCGUAAGAUAACAAAAGUUUGGACUUCUGAGUGUUGACUGUUGAAUUUUAAUAAAAGCUACGAAUCUAACAAUUAUUAAUAAAUUCAAAUUAAUUUGAAACUUGAAUCAGAAAUAUUUUGGAAAGUACCUUGUUUAUAAAUUUGGCCCAGUGUGUACACUUGUCAACAAAUGAAAACACCGGUGAUAAGAAAGAUGAAAAUUUAUUUCAAACUGUUUGAAGUUUGAAGUACGCUUUGAAAAAUUCAACGACUAUAAAUUUAUAAAUUCAUCAUUAUUAGUUAUUAAAUUGCAGCUUAUUGGUGUGAACAGUAAAGAUUCGUCUUGUUCGGAAACAACGCUGAUAUUAUGGCUGAUCUUCCUGCUUUUACUACGACGAAAGAUGCCUUGAAGAACUACUCCGAUGCUAUUCAAAAUCUUAAGACUGCGGAGUUUCCUGACGAAAAUUCGCGACUAAUGGCUGCAAUUGACAUAGUUUUAGAAUACUGUUUCUCUAUCAGAAGACCAGCGAGUGAUGGAAAUUGGCCUUGUGCGUUGAAAUAUGAUUCGAAACCGGUUGUAUACUCCUUUGGUGAGAAAAAAAUGAGCGUAACGUUAUUAUUCGACAAAACAUACAGAUACCUUUGCGUUGAGUUCCCAGAUGAUGGGCCUAGGGCCUACGUAAUCGACGAUUUUAGUGCAGUUUCCGUACCGAGGUUUCGUUUGCCUGAACCAGACGAAGAUGAUCCUGACGAAGAUGAUGCUAAUGACGAAGAUGAUUUUAAUUCCGAAACCGGCGAUGAUGAUUUGAGCUUGUUACAAGAGGUGCAAAGUAAAUUAGUCCAUGUUGUUAAUCGUAUCCAACCAUCAACAAUGAUCCCUAGAAGUAAAGAGUUCAGUAGUCACAUGGUGAGUGCCACCUUUCCAAAACCUAUCGCAGGUCACGAUCGAGCUUACGACUUUUUGAUUUCACGUCUCCCAAAUCCUGAACCGAAUGCCAAAGCCAAGUUGAUGGGAACGUUUGUUACUGUCUUGAAAUCAAUCCUCCCUCGUUCAGUUAUUUUUGAAAUGAAUGCCUGGCCAGUGCCAUCGAAAUACGAUGGCGAAUUGAUACAGAUUAAUUAUAAAAACGCCCAAAUCAAAGUCUCAUUAAUUGAAAGUACCAUUGCGUAUUAUUUUACUAUUCGCAUAAAGUACCCUUACCAAGGCAACGAAAACUUCAUAUGUGCCAAAAAAAUACUUAAAGAGAGAACGCCAACAUUCUGCGAGACAGAGAAAGAUGACGAUUUAAAAAAGAUCGGAUCAUUACGAUUCUGGAUAAACAGUUUAAUAACGAACGUGUUUGCAAAAAAAUGGAUGUCACGACCUCCAUCGGAGAUGUCUGUUGAGAAUGAUGAAGAGGAUGAAGAUGAUGAAAUGCCGUACCGGUAUUAACACAUCUGUCUCCUUUCAAUAACUUGAAUCAGCAGUUCCUCGUGUUUCACUUUUAUCUUCAGAAUACCACAUUUUCCUGGCAUUUUAAUUUUUCUGUCUAGUUUCUGAACUUGACCAAUGUCCUGUCAUCCUGCGGGUGCUUCGAAUUCGUCUGUAAUGACGAAUCGAAAUCGAAACCAAAUCAAAUUAUUUAGUGGUGUGUUAUCUAUUAUAGAACUACCUACUAAAACAAUUUACGUUCAAAAACAAACGUAAGCUAGAAAACAUCCUACUAAUUUCACUAAUGUGAUCAUUUUCAGAUUUCUAUCCACCAUCGAUCCUGCAAAAUGACUUCGUUCAAUAACAUGCCAAACGAAAUCAUCCUACCAAUGUUUAAUUAAAGAACUUCAAAGUAUGCAAAAUGUACGAUCGUUGCAUAUUAAAUCUACGAUGGGAAAAUCCCAGAGAUUGUACUAAUUUUGAUUGUUUGUUAUAACUGUUAUAAGGAAUGAAGAAUUUUUAUCGAGUUAUUUUAUUGUUUGCUAUUUUUUAUGUACUACGUUUUAUUUUAAUCUGUAUUUAUUGAUUGAAUGAAGAAUGUGUGAGAAUCUGAGAAAGAUUGAGCAAAGAACAGGUAUCGGUUGACGAGUGAGAAGCUCAUCAUGGAGCAUCAAAAUUGUAAUAUAUUUUAGUGAAAUGAUUUUUCCAACGAAAUUCACACAUGGAUGCUGGCCUGCUCGGUUGAAAUUUUUCACUGACAGCGACAGCUGAAAUUAAUGUAUUUAGUUAGGCCUAUCAUAUAAUCAAACAGGAGAAGGUAUGCAACCGUGUAUUUGGCUUAAACGUGAAUAGGCAAUACUACCUAUAGUAGGUGCCGUGGUAUUGGAAUAGGUCUAUUGAUAAGAAUAAUUAUUCAUGUGAUUGUGAGAAAGAGCUGUCGUUGAUUUUCUCGUAUUUUCUCAUAAAUAUUUAUCUUUGGUGAUUUUUCAACAAUUCUACAAAGAUAUUAUAUCAUUAUUUUGAUCAUUCAAUGGAUCUUCAACGUAAAAAAAUCAAAAAACGUUAUAUUCCGGUUUUCGUUAGAAAUUCCAAGUGUAAGAAUGCUUCUUCUGGAAGAGAUAAAUUCGAUUCAACUGUAUGGAAAAAUUUAUCGUUUAAAAUGAAAAUAGCUGUCGGAAUAGAAGGCUGUUAUUCGAAAUUCAUUUCGUUUUUGCAAGAGUACAAGGAUCAGAAAAUGUCGACUCUUCAGGUCAUUGAAAAAGUUGUCGAGUUAUUCGAUGGACGUGACGAUUUGCUGUCGGACUUUAACACAAUGCAACCCAAAGGUUUUGACAUAUAGUGAGGAGAAGAGUUUCCAGACGGAAGUCCAAGGUCUUCAUUUAUGUUCCAUGGAAGAUAGCGGAUUCCUGCAACGAUUCGUAUACUUUUAUUAAGGAUUCCGAUGUGUGUAUACGAUGAUGACUGAACUGGUGAUUUAAUGUACCUACCUAUAUUUCAUAUUUAAGAAUAAACAACCUUUUCACUAGUAACGAUGUGUUGUGUAUUUUUUUCAAUAAUAUUGGUAAAAAGUGGCGAAUUUAUUUUUUAAAAUGGCUCGCUACAAGAUAAAAUAUUUCAUUUAUGCAUUAGUGAAAUUUUUCACCAACAGUGACAGCUGAAAUAGCUGAAAUUAAUGUAUUUAGUUAGUUAUAACAGCAACUGCGGUAGCUCGACACUUCAGGAGAAGGUAUGCAACCGUUGGAAUAGGUCUAUUGAUAACAAUUAUUAGGUACUGUGAUUGUGAGAAAGAGCUGUCGUUGAUUUUCUGGUGUUUUCUAAUAAAUAUUUAUCUUUGGUGAUUUUGCAACAAUUCUACGAAAAUAUUAUAUCAUUAUUUUGAUCAUUCAAUAUGGAUCUUCAACGUAAAAAAAUCAAAAAACGUUAUAUUCCGGUUUUCGUUAGGAAUUCAAAGUGUAGAAUUUCUCCUAGAAGGGAUAGUUGCGAUGUAGCUGUAUGGAAAAAUUUAUGGCUCAAAAUGAAAGCAUCUAACGGAAGUUUAGAAGGCUGUCAUUCGAAAUUCGUUUCGUUAUUGCGAGAAUGGAAGAAUAAGAAAAUGUCGACUCUUCAGGUCAUUGAAAAAAUUGUCGAGUUAUUCGAUGGACGUGACGAUAUGCUGUCGGACUUUUCCAAAAUGACACCCAGUGGUUAUGACAUAGUGAGGAAAAAAGUUUCCAGACGGAAGUCCAAGGUUUUCAUUUAUGUUCCAUGGGCGAUAGCGGAUUCCAACGAUUCGUAUACUUUUAUUAAGGAUUCAGAUUUGUAAUAGAUAUAAGUAGAUUAUGACUAAACUGGUAAUUUAGUGUACCUAUAUUUCAAAAUUUAAACCUAUUACUUCACUACUAACGAUGUGGAUGUGUUAUGUAUUUUUUUCGAUCUGCGAGUCAAAUUAUAUUCUUACAAGUUGCUGAAAAAGCACUGGCAAAACGUGCGAUCGUUGCAUAUUAAGUCUACCAUGGGACCACCCCGGAGAUUGUACUAAUUUUGAUUAUUUUGUUAUAACGAAUAAAGAAUUUUUAUCGAA